Messenger RNA from Schizophyllum commune H4-8, 2179 nucleotides. RefSeq lists its product as uncharacterized. The record is from RefSeq and is a predicted model, not a curated record. Lineage: Eukaryota; Fungi; Basidiomycota; Agaricomycetes; Agaricales; Schizophyllaceae. The transcript has 3 exons. Bases 188 to 2146 code for a protein of 652 amino acids.
AUGCUGUGCAGGAUAUAAGCCACACAUAUUCAUCACUCGAAUGCACGGACAGCUGUCUUGACGACCCUCUCUUAGUUGUCCUUUCACCAUCGAACUGCCAUAGUCUUCAGCGCGACUCGCCCAGGCGUUACCACAACGGCGUAUCAGAAUUUAUCGCUGGCAAUCAGGGGUGUACUAGAGUGCUAGAAUGGCGGUCGAGCAGUUUGUCGUUGUACUCGCAUUUCUCGCUACCUGUCCUCCAGGCGCGUGCGCGAAUCGUAACGACUGGCCCGUCAAGUUGCUGGGUGGUCGCGGAAAUGUGAACUUCGAAGUCUGUGCAGGCCGCAUUCACGAGGCCGCUAACGACUCAGAGCUAUUCACCCAGCUUAAGGAUAGCAUCACCACCGGGACCGGUGAUUCGAUACACUACAGCACCACGACAUGGGCCAAUCUGAGUGCUUCCUGUGCAGAGACCGAGCCCCUCUGCUUCGUCACUGCUAUCACAUACAACGCCUGCUGGCAUACCUGCGGCUCUGGCUCGGAGAGAUUUCGAUGGGACACUUUCUCGCAGCAGUUCGGGAAUUGGCUUCUCCCAUGGCUCGCUCUUUUGUCCCAGCUACCCUGCGGAGCUGACGAUCGCCUCGCGAACCUCAAUUCCGUCAUUCUCGCUGUUGGUUCCCCCGCCCUCGCCGCCUUCUGUAUCGCGGUGACAGCGCUCAAUACCCACUGGGUGAGCGAGCGCUUUUCCACCUACCACUAUCCCAACGUUCGCGACGCUGUCGCUAUUCUCAGCGGCCUCCAGCAAUCACCUCUACGCCUCCAAGAGGAUGGCGAGCUGCUCACCUCGCUCGCCGUCCUUCACCAGAACGACGACUGGUGGUCGGAACUUGCCCACUGGCUCGAUCACUCGGCCAGCACGUAUGUGUGGUCCAUCUCCGCGGUCGCCAACCUAUCAUGGGUUGUCGUGGCCUUCAUCUUCACCAUCAUUAACUCCUUCACCACCGACGACAAACUGGCCAUCGUCAAUUCCGAUGGGCAGGCUAACGGAGUUCUCUGGCUCUGGUUGCUCGCCAUCGUCAUCAGCUGGCUGCGUAUAUCACCAAAGUGCGACGCGGGGAGGCUUCGAAAUGCGGUGACGCAUGCCAAUGAUAUGGCGUGGGUGGCGACCGCUGACGGUGACCCCGUGAAGGUCAAGGACGUAGGAUCGUCGCAAUACCGCGCCCUGUCUCUGUACAAGAGCGACCUGGAUUCGGUGCUCAAGGAUCAUUUGGCGAUCCCGCCGAUAUACAACUAUGCACGUGUUUUCUCGUGGACGCGUAUUGUGGAAGAGGUGGCGCGGGUCUUUGCCGCUGCCGACAUGCACAACGACGCGAACUUGCCAGUCUCGAGUGACGGACGCCAGUACCAAAUGCCUAGUAAAACUAUCCCGCGCCCACUGGGCAAUCGAGAGGGAACGCUCGACGAGAUUGAGGCAUAUUGCGGCGGGCGAAACCCUGCUCCCCACUGGACGCCCGGUCUCUGGAAGCGUAUUGCGGUGGCUUCUGCCCUGGCUAUGCUUCUGCAGUGGGGGACUACGGGGUCCGCGAUCUUGGAUAUCAUCUACACGCCCGCGAGAGGCCUUGGCUGUCGUUCUGCCGCCUACGUGCUCUAUGGCAUUGUCGCCACCAUGGUGUGGGUCCUGAUGCUUCUGUCCAGUAUCUUGACGCACUAUUCAAUAGCCCCAACGGCGACACCAACGCGCCCGCCUGACACUCUGUAUGAGAUGGUCCAUAACCGAUCGAACUCUGGAAGCUCAACUCGACUCCUCGCGCAGACAUCAUACCGCGAUGACCCAACUCCCCGGCCCAUUCCAGCCCUCUUCGCGAAAUCCCUCCGGCGAGCGGGCAAGAUCCUCGCAGCGGCAAACACAUGCUUCGUCAUCGUCACCUGCGCGUUCCAGUUCGCCAACGUCUAUGACUCGUGUUACUGCAACAGCAGCGCCCUCGGACUGGGAUCGAAGGCGUAUACGGUCAUUGAUUAUUCGAAAGAGCUGGUUGCUAUCCACCAGACGCAGGGGAUCUGGGUCGCCAGUUUGACUCUGGGAAUAGGAUCCGUCCUGACCUUCCUAGGUGCUAUCUGGCUUUAUCUCAAGCCGCGCACGCCCGAGUCAGAUCUUGGAGCACCAUGAGCUGCCUGAACCCUCGUUUGCAGUGUACUUACC